Coturnix japonica (Japanese quail) is the source of this 3551-nucleotide messenger RNA. The record is from RefSeq and is a predicted model, not a curated record. NCBI's taxonomy places the organism in Eukaryota, Metazoa, Chordata, Aves, Galliformes, Phasianidae.
AUGCGGAGCUGGAAUUUGCCAUCCAACCCAAUACAACAGGCAAGCAGCUCUUUGAUCAGUGUGUUAGAACAGCACAAACUGACAAAAGAACAAUGGGAAGAGCGAAUACAAAACUGGCAUGAAGAGCACAGGGGAAUGUUAAGGGAAGAUUCUAUGAUGGAAUACCUUAAGAUAGCACAAGAUUUGGAAAUGUAUGGAGUCAACUAUUUUGAAAUAAAGAAUAAAAAAGGAACUGAGUUGUGGUUAGGAGUUGAUGCAUUGGGUCUGAAUAUUUAUGAACAUGAUGAUAAGCUGACACCCAAGAUUGGUUUUCCUUGGAGUGAAAUAAGAAACAUCUCUUUCAAUGACAAGAAGUUUGUAAUAAAGCCAAUUGACAAAAAGGCCCCUGAUUUUGUUUUUUAUGCACCUCGUCUGAGAAUUAACAAGCGUAUUUUGGCACUGUGUAUGGGAAAUCAUGAAUUGUACAUGAGGAGGCGGAAACCUGAUACAAUUGAAGUGCAACAGAUGAAGGCCCAAGCUAGAGAGGAGAAACAUCAGAAACAAUUGGAAAGGGCACAGCUUGAAAAUGAGAAGAAGAAAAGGGAGAUUGCAGAAAAGGAAAAGGAAAGAAUAGAACGUGAAAAGGAAGAAUUAAUGGAACGCUUAAGACAAAUUGAGGAACAAACAAUGAAAGCUCAGAAAGAGCUGGAGGAACAGACCAGAAGAGCUCUAGAACUGGAUCAGGAGAGAAAACGAGCGAAAGAAGAAGCAGAGCGCCUGGAAAAGGAACGCCGAGCAGCUGAGGAAGCUAAAGCUGCUCUAGCCAAACAGGCAGCUGAUCAAAUGAAGAACCAGGAGCAGCUAGCAGCAGAACUUGCUGAAUUCACUGCCAAGAUUGCACUUCUGGAGGAGGCCAAGAAAAAAAAAGAGGAGGAGGCCUCAGAAUGGCAGCACAAAGCUUUUGCAGCCCAGGAGGACUUAGAAAAGACCAAAGAAGAACUGAAAUCUGUGAUGUCUGCUCCUCCUCCGCCUCCUCCCCCACCAGUUAUUCCUCCAACAGAGAAUGAACACGAUGAACAUGAUGAAAACAAUGCUGAAGCCAGUGCAGAACUGUCUUCUGAUGGUGUCAUGAAUCACAGGAGUGAGGAGGAACGGGUAACAGAAACACAGAAAAAUGAACGUGUUAAGAAACAGCUCCAGGCUUUAAGUUCUGAGUUGGCCCAAGCCAGAGAUGAAACCAAGAAAACACAAAAUGAUGUCCUUCAUGCUGAGAAUGUUAAAGCAGGCCGUGAUAAGUACAAGACUCUUCGACAAAUCCGACAAGGCAAUACAAAGCAGCGUAUUGAUGAGUUUGAAGCAAUGUGAGAGCUGUUAUUUUGCAUAUAUGUUCCUCAUAAAGCUGAACCACCAACAGAGAAAAAAGCAGGCCUUUGCAGAUUUGAUGGAUUGCACCCCACUUUGCCAAAGCACUUAAUACCAGUUUGACUACAGAGGUUAAAGACAAAUCUGGGGGAAGCUAUUCAACAGUAAGGCAGUCUGUCAUCCCUAGCUUUGCAGGGGGAGGGUGUGGAGAAUAAUAGCAAUUUUUUUUCCCUAUCAUGUCUUCAGAUUUGUUGCUUUGUAGUUUUUUUUCUUUGAAAACUGAUGUGAAGUGUACGAUGAUUGACAAGUGUACAGAUUGCUGAAACAUUAACAAAGAAUAAAGGAGCUGAACCGAAACUGGAUAGGUACUAUUUCAGGAUGAUGAGGUUUAACAUUAAACUUUUCAACGUAGCUGCACCAUGAGGAGUUUGAUAUCACUGACUUUCAGUUUCUUUUAUUUUUUCCCUCCCGAAUGAAAUUCUUCGGUGUUUCAUGUCCUGUCAUCAUUGAUGGUUUUCUUUGCCUACCUGUUCACAAAGGUCUGGAUGGCAGGUGGUGGUUCCAGAUGUUUUUCUAAAUGGAACGCUACCUGUAGGCAGCACACGGCUGCUGAUAGGCUGGAAUAUGUAUUGCUUUUCCCUAGGUGAUUUUUUUUUUUUUAGAUGCACAAAGUGUUUAAAUGCAACCAAAUGCAAAAACAACAACAAAAAGCUUUGUAUGCUAUUUGCUUGUAAUUAUUUUAUUUGCAGUAGGGAGACCCUGGACCUUUCUGGCAAGGGAGCAUAUGAAAACAUCAGUCCCAGGGAGGGGACAGUAUCCUACCUCACUACUACAUACAUGAUGACUGGUCCUUCAAACACCAUGAAAAAGCUCUGUCACUGUGUAAUAAUAUCAUCAGUGCUAGGAGCCCUUGCUCCUAGGGUUUUCUUUGACAUGGAGAUGGAUUUGUAGUGCUAAAUGCUGUUUAACUGCCUUUUGUUGAGUUUAAAUUGUAUCAGCAUCUUGUGGGUUUUUUUAAAGCUGUAACCUGUCACUGGUAUAUUAUCUUCUGGGAGGGGUGUAGGAAGUGCAUAUGAGUUAAUUCGGUGUUGGAUUUCCAAAUACAAAAUGAAAGUUCCCAGAAUUGGAGUUAGAAGUAUUUAUAGCUUCAGUUUUGAGUGAAGCUAGCGUCGUAACUGUCGUAUCUGAUGUCAGAUCAUGAAGUCCUUUCCUUCUUGAAAAGGAGGUUUGCUCCUUUUUUCCUCUUUUUUUUUUUUUAUUUGAGAAAUUCUAGGAAAUGAACUUGAGAAAUAUCUUUGCAGUUAAUGUGCAGUUGUUCCUUCUGUUAGAGUACCUUAGUAAAUACCUACAAUGGAAGAACCCUGCUUUCUCUGAGGAUGGUUCAGCUCUUUUCUGUUUGAUAUUAUGCACUCAUAAAUUUACACUUAUCUAUUAAAAUUUGCCAUUUUAUUAAACACUGUUUUUCAUGCACAAUAGGUUUAAUUUUCUUAUGAACAGUCCAACUAAGUUUGUUUUAUUUUGCAGAGUCAAAGGUUGGCUAUGUGGGGUGACACCACGAGAUUACAAUAAAAAAACAUGCAUAUAUCUUUGGUUUGUGGGGCUAAACAUAUCCCGUUAACCUGGAAGACUGGCGUGCAGGUGGUGCACGCGACCUUCAGAAUGCUGCUUGGUGGAGGCUGGUGUUUCUACCUGCAGCGCAUUGUAAGGGUAGUCACUGUUUGAUGUGAGCGAAUUCCUGCAGUGUUGGGGUGAUUUGCCAUAGCAGGUGAAAUACUGAGCUUCCACUGAGCCCUCGUUUUGCCCUGGGAAGUGUGCACUAACAUUGAUAUAUCGGUUUCAGCAUCGGGGGGAAAAAUAACAGGAAAGUUUGCUGUUCAUAAACCUACGGUGUAUAGAGUAGGGCUAAAUGGAUUAGAUCCAUUUAUAAAGCUGUGUGAUGAUAUUUUUUUUUCCUAAAAACAACCAGGAACAACCAUUUGUAAUCCGGAUUCUCACAGUGAACAAAGUGGUUAUAGCUGCUGUCUCCAGCGGCUGGGAGCGCUUACUGGGGCAGGAAUACUAAGAGUACAUUGAAUGACUAUUUGGUGAAGUAAUUUUCCACAUGCUUUUUCCUUUAGCAUCCUGUUUUGUGUUGUACAAUUAAGCUACAAUUACAUCUACUAUUUUGGAUAACAUUCGUUGGUUAACAAUAAAGAGAUACAGUAAAUUUC